ACUAUAUGUGCCUUACCUUAGGUAAAUCUAUUCUUUUGUAUUCCGGUGUUUCUCUCUGAAGCGACACUCAUCGUAGAAUCAUAAUUUCUAGCUUCCGAUUUUCACGAUCAUCGAUUUUCUGAGCUUCUAAGGUUAUAUUAUAGCAGAUCUUUUGUUCUUGCAGUGGAGUUAGGGAUUGAUGAUUCUGUUAAUGGUGAUACGUUAAGAGAUGCUGCCAUGGUUGAAGUGGAUAGCAUGCCUGAUGUAAACAGAGAAGAAGAAAGUUCUGCCGAACCAACUUACAAACAAGACCAAGAUGGUAACAUGACUCACGAUUUCUCCGGAGCGUUAACAAUAGCCUCGGAAGUUCUCCCACUAUCGGUCGCUUCUGCUGACGAGCCCUAUGUGGGUCAGGAGUUUGAGUCGGAAGCAGCAGCACAUGCAUUUUAUAAUGCAUACGCAGCCGAGGUUGGAUUCAUCAUACGUGUAAGCAAACUCUCGCGGUCAAGGCGUGACGGAACUGCUAUUGGACGCGCUCUUGUUUGCAACAAAGAGGGUUACAGAAUGCCCGACAAGCGCGAAAAGAUCGUUAGGCAAAGGGCAGAGACAAGGGUUGGUUGCAGGGCAAUGAUUAUGGUGAGGAAAGUUGGUUCUGGUAAAUGGGUUGUUACGAAGUUUGUGAAGGAGCACACUCAUCCCUUGAAUCCUGGAAGUGGUAGAAGGGAUUGCAUGUUUGAACAAUAUCCGUCUCAGAGCGAGCACGAUAAAAUCCGCGAACUAUCUCAGCAAUUGGCAAUCGAGAAAAAGCGGUCAGUGACUUAUAAAAGACAACUUGAAGUGAUAUUCGAUUAUAUCGAGGAGCACAAUGUGAGCCUUUCAAAGAAAAUACAACACAUAGUAGACAGUGUGAAGCAGAUGGAACCUAAAGAAGAAGAACACAAUCAUUCAUAGGUUCACCUUUCAAUUAUCUAGUUUUUUACUUAUUAAUAAUAUUCAAUCUACUGUCAGUGGUGAGGUGUGCAAUAAUAUCUGAUAAUUACUGCUGACAUUAGGUAUCUGCUUUUAGUAUCGGUUGGUGCGGUAGUUCAGUGUGUUAACAGUAUUCAUUGUAUGCUGUAAUAUUUUGGUUUAGUUGAAGAAACUAGUUCAAUCAAAUCAAAUGUAUAGAGUAUAGGUCAUUUGAGUCCAUUCAUAUGAAGUAGCUGCAAACAAUUGUGAUAACUCAUAAAAGGCAUUCAAAUGCCCUUAUAAAAGCUUGAGUAUUCAACUUCUGAUUUUGUUAAA
Molecule: messenger RNA, 1263 nt
Organism: Vicia villosa (hairy vetch)
Lineage: Eukaryota; Viridiplantae; Streptophyta; Magnoliopsida; Fabales; Fabaceae
Product: protein FAR1-RELATED SEQUENCE 5-like
Exons: 3
Coding region: 217-930 (237 amino acids)
Source: RefSeq, a predicted model, not a curated record